Molecule: messenger RNA, 1713 nt
Organism: Fusarium redolens
Lineage: Eukaryota; Fungi; Ascomycota; Sordariomycetes; Hypocreales; Nectriaceae
Exons: 2
Coding region: 1-1713 (570 amino acids)
Biological process (GO): iron ion transport; copper ion import; intracellular iron ion homeostasis
Cellular component (GO): plasma membrane
Molecular function (GO): ferric-chelate reductase activity
Source: RefSeq, a predicted model, not a curated record
AUGGGCUGGCCAUAUGAGUUCCUCACUCUAACAGACGAGGAAAAGCAUCAACGCCGUCUGAGCCUCGACUACUACGCAUAUAUAGCACAUAUUUCUGCCUUCGCGCCAGCGCUAUUAUUCCUCGUCGUUCGACUCAUCAAUCGUGUGCGCAAGGGCCGUAACAGCGGGUAUCAUCAAGUUCCAGGUUCACCAGGCGUCAAAGCGAAUCGACAGCGAUGGAUCUCUAGAGCUCUGGAGAAAGGACCCAUGGUGCAGUGGUGGCUAGGUGAAGACGUCGUAUCCAUGGGAAGCCAUUGGGGGCAGCGUGAUGAAUGGGUUUUGGGUAUUGCUUGGACAGUGUGGUUGUUAGUCUUAAGCGUUCAUGGUACAGGAAAAGAUUAUCUUCAUCUCACAAAGCGAGUGGGCAUUGUUGCAACAUCUCAGAUGCCUAUUCAGUAUCUCCUCGCUCUCAAAGCGCUCAACCCCUACGCAUAUCUGCUUCGCUCAUCUCACGAACAUCUCAACCGAUACCAUCGCGUUCUUGGUCGCAUUAUCUACUCCCUUCUCAUACUUCACGCUAUCCUAUACAACAUCUUCUUUAUAGAGUCUGGGAUAUGGUUCAAGCGCUUCUUUGCCCCGGUUGUAUCUGCAGGUGUUGCUGGUUUCAUCGUUCUCCAUGUGCUCAACGGUACAGCAAUGACACGUGUUCGCCAAGCUUCUUACCGACUCUUCUUCAUCGUUCACCUCUUUGGAGCCUUUGCGGUUCCGCCCUUGAUUUACUACCAUGCACCGUCCUCGCGGUUCUAUAUCGCGGAGGCUCUCGGUGUCUUCGUUCUUGACCUUGCCGCACGAAAGAUCACCACCAUCACAGCUCCCGCUGUCAUCGAAGCUAUACCUGGCACAAGUCUCGUCAAAGUCUCUGCCAAGCUCCCAGCUCCAAAGAUUGCAAAGUACACGGCUCGUCCGGGAUCGCAUAUCUACCUCAAUGUCCCUGCAGCUUCGCGACCAGGAAUUGGGCAAUUUUCUGCCCCCUAUCUUGUCUUUGAGUUUCUUUAUAACCCCUUCACUGUGGUAUCUACCAACCAGGAGACGGGUGAGUUGACAUUUGUCGCACGCACACGAAAUGGCCCCAUGACGAACCGUCUACACCAUCUAUCUUCGACUGCCAACGCUGGUGGGUCGGCUGAGAAGGUAGAACUUAAUAUUGAGGGCCCUUAUGGUGCCAUAGGAAAGUCGUUCAACGAUCUUAUCACUUCAGGUACCAACCGUAUACUCAUCGUGGCGGGUGGUGUGGGAGCAACCUUUGCUGUACCGCUCUACCACGCCAUUCUAGCCGAGAACUCGUCCACAAACGUCCAGCUCGUUUGGGCCAUUCGAAGUGCAGGCGACGCAACCUGGGCCGCGUCAACUCCCACCGGGAAAUCUCUUCUGGACGAUGAUCAAGUGCAGCUCUUCCUCACGGGAGACAUGAGUGUCGCCAAUGACAGCGACAACGCAGCUGGCGUUGAAAUGAACGUCUUAUCUCAACAGAGCACUCGUCCUGCAGUUCGAAACAACAAAAGACCUGAUCUACAGAAAAUCGUUGACGAUACGUUCCAGAAGGGUCAGCAGGAUAGUGUGGCUAUCCUGGUCUGCGGUCCUGUUGAGAUGAGCCGAGAGCUACGCAAGAGUGUGACACCGUGGGUGAUGAAGGGACGCAAAGUUUGGUGGCACAAUGAGAGUUUUGGAUGGUAG